AUGAUUGAGAGCACCGCCGCGCUGAGCGCCGCGCCGCGCGCCGGCGCGGGCGUGGGCGGCGGGGUGCCCGCGCCCGUCGCGUCAGCGGCAGCGACGACGGGCGAGGGCUUGGCCGGCGGCUGGUACGACGACGCCGACGCUGACGAGGACGAGAUGCUGAUGCAGCUGAUGGACUCGCAGCGGCAGCACCCCGAAUCACCGCGGCCCUCGCAGCGCGCCGGCGGCGGCGGGGCCGCCGCCGCGGGCCCGCCCCAGUCGCAGGGCGGCGGCGCGGCCGGCGGCGCGCACGAACCAAGUGCUGCGGCCGCGGCGGCGCUGGAGACCGGCACGUUUGUGGAGAGCGUGUGGGAUGAAGACCUGCUAUUGAUGCACGCGAACGAGUCCGAGCCGCAGCCAUCCGCUUCGCAUCCUGCAGCAGACCCUGCUGGCCCUUCGGGGUCUGCGCCGGCGGCGUGGGGGGCGGGCCAGCAGCAGGGCCGAGGCUCUCCCCUGCAGCGGCAGCAUGGGGCCGGCGGGGGCGCCGGCGCGUAUGGCCGUGGUUAUGGUGGCGGCGGCGGUUUCGAUGAUGAUUUCAUGGAUGAAGAUCUGGACGACUACAACCAGAUGCAGCGGCAGCAGCAGCAGCCGGAGCAGGAGCAGGAGGAGGACGAAGGCGAUUGGGGUGGCGACUUCGAGGCGGCGGCGGCGGGCAGCAGCAAACCCGGCGAUCCGGCGGCGGCCCUGCCGCCGCAGCAGCAGCAGCAGCAGGGGGCAUGGGGCCUGAAACCGGCGGCGCCCAUGGCGGCGCCUGCGGCCGAGGCAGCGGCGCGGCCGGCGGCGCCAGCAGCGGCAGCAGCGGACGAGUGCGAUUACUACGACCCCUUGGAGGAACUGGUGGGCAGCUGCCUGGCGCCCGGCUAG
Molecule: messenger RNA, 900 nt
Organism: Monoraphidium neglectum
Lineage: Eukaryota; Viridiplantae; Chlorophyta; Chlorophyceae; Sphaeropleales; Selenastraceae
Exons: 2
Coding region: 1-900 (299 amino acids)
Source: RefSeq, a predicted model, not a curated record